Molecule: messenger RNA, 4386 nt
Organism: Triplophysa rosa
Lineage: Eukaryota; Metazoa; Chordata; Actinopteri; Cypriniformes; Nemacheilidae
Gene: nktr
Product: natural killer cell triggering receptor
Exons: 17
Coding region: 122-4210 (1362 amino acids)
Biological process (GO): protein folding; protein peptidyl-prolyl isomerization
Cellular component (GO): nucleus
Molecular function (GO): peptidyl-prolyl cis-trans isomerase activity
Source: RefSeq, a predicted model, not a curated record
GUGAGAAGCUACAGUCUAUGGUGAAAAAAGAAAGUCGAGGAGCUGUAGAACAGAGCGGGUUUAGUAGUUGAGGCUUUUUUGCCUUUUUAACUAUCGAUAUAGGCAGCCCACUCUUUACAAAAUGAGGGUGAAAGAUCGCCCUCAGUGCUAUUUUGAUGUGGAAAUCAACAGAGAUCCAGUUGGACGAAUCGUCUUUCAACUGUUCUCUGAUAUUUGUCCCAAGACAAGCAAAAAUUUCCUUUGUUUGUGCACUGGUGAGAAAGGCAGUGGCAAAACUACAGGAAAACACUUAUGCUAUAAAGGCUCAACUUUCCAUCGAGUGGUAAAGAACUUCAUGAUCCAGGGGGGUGAUUUCACUGAGGGCAAUGGAAGAGGAGGAGAAUCUAUAUAUGGUGGUUUCUUUGAAGAUGAGAACUUUACUCUCAAACAUGACAAAGCCUUCCUCUUGUCAAUGGCCAACCGUGGCAAAGACACGAAUGGGUCUCAGUUCUUCAUAACUACAAAGCCGGCACCUCAUUUAGAUGGAGUGCAUGUGGUCUUCGGGCUGGUCAUCUCUGGUUUUGAGGUGAUAAAGAACAUUGAAGGGCUGAAGGCAGACUCAGCCAGCAGACCGUAUGCUGACGUCAGAGUGAUUGACUGUGGACAGCUGAUCACAAAGUCUGCUAAUGACGUGCUCCAAGGCAAGAGGAAAAAAGUCUUCUAUUCUGAGGAUGACUCCCGGAGUUCUUCAGAGUUGUCUUCACAUUAUUCCUCCUCAGCAGAGACUGGAGAGGAAUCUGAUCAGAAGCAUGUCUCUAGAAAGAGGAAAAGAUCUUCAAAGAGCAAACACUCAAAACGGAAAAGAAGAGAGACAAGGAGGAGAGAAAGACAGGGCGUUAAAACAACAGGACAUGGAAGUCAUGCUGAGGGAGCGAUGGCAGAGGAAGAUGAUGGUGAGUUUGAGCAGAAUGUGAAAAGAGAGAAGCCUGUGGUUCGACCAGAAGAGAUCCCACCCGUGCCAGAGAAUCGUUUCCUGCUCCGCCGAGACAUGCCUACCCAGGAGGAGCCUGUCAAAAUGGCUAUACAGGAAUCAGACGCAGCACCAAAUGACCCUAAACCAGCUGUCACAAAUUCUGGACGUAAGAUCAAAGGCCGGGGCACUAUGAGAUACCAUACGCCGCCUCGGUCAAAGUCACGAUCAGAGUCAGAAGAGGAAAGGGGAAGUAGUGAGACCCCCCCACACUGGAAAGAGGAAAUGCAGAGGACGAAGGCUUACCAGCCCCCCAGUGUGGAGAGAUGGAGCAAAGGAGAAAAAUGGGAUGACAGAAGUGACACCCCAUGGUCUAGGUCAAGAUCAGAAGAGCGUUCUGUAAGCGAAGCCUCUGUAUAUUCCAGCCAACAUCGGCCCAGUAAAGUAAAAAAGAAAAGCAAACGCAAGAAGAAAAGCAAAAAACAAAAACACUCUAAAAAACAUAAAAAUGACAAGCCCAAGGAUACCUGGCUGUCUGAGGGAGAGAUGUCCGGGUCCUCGGGCAAGAGGUCAAAACACUCCAGCCGUGCUGAAAGGAGACCACGCUCUCGUUCUUAUUCCCAUUCUACCUCACCUCACUCCCACAGGUCCUAUCGAUCCAAGUCAGACAGUAGACGUUACUCAUCUUAUUCUUCUAGAGAUUCACGAUCUUAUUCCAGGUCUAGGUCCAGAAGUAGACCUUAUUCCAAAAGUCACUCAAGGUCUGAUCGAUCUUCUUUGAGGUCAACUGGAAGUCAAUCAGGGUGUACUGUUACACAGUCUAGAUCACUGUCUCGUUCUCGGUCCAGACACAGGACUAGGUCAAGAAGCAGGUCAAACUCUAGAUACAGAACAUCACAACAUUCUAGAAAAAAGAAUUUGGUGAAAUCCCCUCGAAUGUCAAAGUCCUCCGAGGGUGGUGUUUCCAAGUUGGACAAAGGUGAAGAACCUAAAGCCCCACCGGCUGCGUCUUCCGAGAGUGUCUCUGUUUUGCCUUUGAGUGACAGUCCACCUCCCUCUCGAUGGAAACCAGGCCUAAAACCUUGGAAACCCUCCUACAUAAUUUUUAAAGAGAUCACCCCAAAGUCAGUCCCAUCUUCAGAGACAGUUAUCAGCCCAUCAGCUAACGUACCUCUGGAGACAUUGUCCUCUCCCAAACCAGACACAGUGCUUAGUCAAAUGGGUCCUAGUAAGAGUAACAGUAAAGUUUCUGAUAGACUCCUGCAAAACAGUUUCUCCAGGAGCAGCUCAUCCACUCGGUCUAGAAGCAGCAGCCGAUCUUCUACCUACAGUAGGUCAGAAUCAUAUGGUUCAUACAACAGAAGAUCUGGUGAAAAGAAAAAACAUAAGUCUUUCAAAAACAACCACAAGAAUGCACAUCAUUGCAAGAGCAACAGGAAUGCAAAUCACAGCAGUGGUCUAAAAGAUACACCUCACUUCUCGGAGAAUGUGUCAGAUAGUCCUAUUCCCAGACACAGCGAUUCUUUUCUGCCUGAUCAUCAGACGGUGGUAAUAAAAGACAAAAAUCCUAAACUGUGGAUAGAACCAUUAGUGGACAAAAGCAGUAAAUCGGGAUGGGAAAGUGAAGGAGAGAACUCAAGUAAGGCUAAUACUGCUGCCGAGCAUAACCAACCCUCUGUUAUAGAUGAAGGAAGGCUUACCGAAAUGAAAAAGAGGCAGAUUUUGUCUCGCUGCUGGGAGUCUGAGAGUGACUCUGAAAUGCAUGUUAAAACAGUUGUAGGUGAGGCCAAACAUAUGUCUGAAAAAGAGGAGGGGGAGGCCAGUUCAGAGUCUGAGUCUGAAGGCACUUUUUGGCCCUUGAACAGAUCAAGCAGAGGUGCAGAAGUGUCUGAGGAAUUGAAAACUGAUGAGAAACCUUCCAAUGCAGACACAAAAACUGUGAAGCGCAAGAGCAAGAAAGGCAAGCGGAAACACAAGCACAAACGGCGGAACUCUUCCAGGUCAGGAUCUCACAGAUCCAAAAAAAAGAAAUCCAAAAAGCAUCAAAAGCCAAAAGAGACUUUCCAAUGGCAACCUCCUCUGGAAUUUGGCGAUGAAGGUGAGGAGGAAGAUUCUGUCGCUCCAGCAAAACAUUUAGACCAUGCCGAUGCUGUCAAUGAAGGAGCAAAAAGACGGGUAAAGGCUGAACGGGUCAGGACCUACAGUUCUGAGAAUAAAGACGACCAAAAGACUCACAAGUCGCCACAAGAUAAAUGGGCUACUAAAGGAAUUGAUGAAAAGACAGCAAGAAAUCCAGUUCAAAGCCACCCAGAGAUUCAUCCCAGUCAUUCAGACAAUAACUUGCCAAACAACCAAAACAGACCAAAAGACCAAAAAAAAGUUAAGAUGUCUACUCCAGAUUACAUCCCAGAGGCUGAGCAACCAGGACCGAAAGCCAUUGGCUUUUCCCCACUGAAAAAUAUUCUUAAUACUAGUAGCGCACUUGUACCACCUCCUACAGAAAAAGAAAACUCCUUUACUAUCAAAUCCGCCUUCACUCCUGACAGCCUGAAAGAGGAAACUGAUGACACUUCAAUCUCAGCAGUUGAAAAUAAAUGGAAACCUUUGACUGGCAUGACUGCUGUGCAGGUUGUUACUACAAAACCUCUGGUUAUGAAAAUAAACAAACCACAAAAUCAGUUGGAAAGAAAGGCCCAAGGCCUCAAAAUUGAGAUCAAGACCAAGAACAGAGUACGACCGGGAUCGCUCUUUGAUGAGGUUCGAAAGACUGUUCGGUUAAAUCAGAGACCCAGAAAUCAGGACAGCUCCAGUGAAGAGGACUCUCCUCUGGCAACGGGUGAAAGAGACGGAUCUCAUAACCACUCUCGGGACAAGUCACAGUCCGUGUCCAGUCACAGGUCCCACCGCAGGAGUAGGUCCCGUUCGUAUAGCCACUCCAGGAGCAGGUCAAGAAGCUACACUUACUCUUCCAGGAGCUACAGUAGAAGCAGGAGUAGAGACAGUAGAGGGCGCUCUCGUUCUCGAAGUAGUACUUACCGAAGUUAUCGUAGCCACACGGGGAGUCGAAGUCGCUCUAGAAGUCGGCACAGAGGCCGUCACAGAUCAAGGUCUGACUCUGACUAUAGCUACUCUAGCCGAAGUCGCAGUCGUAGCAGGAGGAGUGGGCGCACGAGAAGCGUCAGUUCUGACCGCAAGUCUAGGUCAUAUCGUUCCUAUAGCCGCAGUUCCUCCAGGGGGCGAAGUCAUAGUCGAUACAGUUGAAUUUCAGAGGACAUGAUGCCUUUAGUCAUGUAUCGCUGAGUUUAAGUUUUGGAAUGUAAAUACUUCCUUAUGUAUUGCAUCAUCAUGUACUGUGUAAUAACAGUUUGGUUUUGGUGUAUUUUUCAGAGAAAGAUUAAAUAUGAAUGUACCAUUAAAACAAUAUAAAUCCCUGCUAA